This is a messenger RNA of Phaedon cochleariae (mustard beetle), 2403 nucleotides long. The record is from the annotation of a GenBank genome assembly. Lineage: Eukaryota; Metazoa; Arthropoda; Insecta; Coleoptera; Chrysomelidae.
AUGGGAAAUGUUGAUACUAAGCUAAAUUUCAGAAAAGCUGUGGUGCAAUUAACAUCGAAAUCAGAGCCCAUAGAUGCCAAUGAUGAAUCCUUUUGGGAACAAUUCUGGUCCGAGAAUGUUACAAAUGUUCAAGAUAUAUUUACUUUAGUUCCAGCUGCUGAAAUAAGGCAGUUACGUGAAGAUGCUCCCACAAACUUGGCUACAUUAUGUUACAAAGCUGUGGAGAAAUUAGUUAAAGCUGUAGAUAAUAGUUGUAGGACACAAGGGGAACAGCAGACAGUUCUGAAUUGUGCUAGAUUGCUUACAAGGGUUUUGCCUUAUAUAUUUGAGGAUGCUGAGUGGAAAGGGUUUUUUUGGUCAUCUCUGCCUGGACAUGGGGAUGAUGAUGAUGAAUCAAUUCCUCUUGCACAUUCUUUAUUAAAUUCUGUUUGUGACUUGUUGUUUUGUCCUGAUUUCACAGUUGUAGCUAGCAGAAAAAGUGGGCCAGACAAAGCAGAAGAAUUAUCAGCCAUUGAUAGUUGUGAAUAUAUCUGGGAAGCAGGUGUUGGAUUUGCACAUUCCCCAUCUAAAAAUCCUGUCUUUGACUCCAACAGAACAGAGUUACUGAAACUCCUUUUGACAUGUUUCAGUGAAACUAUGUAUCAUCCUCCUGCUGAUAUAUGUGAAAAUCCUAAUAAAUGGAUCUUAUAUUUGACUUCAGCUGAAAACCGACAUGCUCUCCCAAUGUUCACUUCAUUGCUGAACACAGUGUGCGCCUACGAUCCAGUGGGUUUGGGAGUUCCAUACAACCAUCUCCUGUUCAAUGAUUCGAUAGAACCGCUGGUGGAGGCGGCUCUGCAAAUCCUCAUUGUCACUUUGGAUCAUGACACCAGCUCUUCCACUCCUGCGGAAUCCGAAGAUGUUUCAGUGCCCGACAAUUUAUUCAUAAAUUACCUGUCUCGAAUACAUAGAGACGAAGAUUUCCAAUUCAUUCUGAACGGGGUGACAAGAUUGUUGAACAAUCCCCUAGUUCAAACUUACCUACCGAAUUCGACAAAGAAAGUUCAUUGCCAUCAGGAAUUGUUGGUAUUCUUUUGGAAAAUGUGUGAUUAUAAUAAGAAAUUCUUGUAUUUCGUACUGAAAAGCAGUGAUGUAUUGGAUAUACUAAUUCCGAUAUUAUAUCAUCUAAAUGAUUCCAGAGCAGACCAAUCGCGAGUGGGUCUGAUGCACAUAGGAGUGUUCAUCCUACUUUUGCUCUCCGGCGAAAGGAACUUCGGCGUGCGUUUGAACAAGCCGUACACAGCUACCGUACCGAUGGACAUCCCCGUCUUUAGCGGCACUCACGCCGACCUCGUCAUCGUCGUCUUCCACAAGAUCAUCACCACUGGCCACCAGAGGCUGCAGCCGCUCUUCGACUGCUUGCUCACCAUCAUGGUGAACGUGUCCCCCUACCUGAAAACCCUGUCGAUGGUGGCCAGCACGAAGCUUCUUCAUCUCCUCGAGGCCUUCAGCACCCCCUGGUUCCUCUUCUCGUCCUCCUCCAACCACCACCUGGUCUUCUUCCUCCUGGAGAUCUUCAACAACAUCGUCCAGUACCAGUUCGACGGCAACGCUAAUCUCGUGUACACGAUCAUCAGGAAGCGGCAGGUGUUCCACGGUCUGGCCAAUCUGCCCAGCGACUAUAACACCAUCGUCAAGUCGAUGAACAGGAAGGUGAAACCUCGCCUGUCGUCCGCCACUAGCCACGACGACGUACGGGAAACAGCGAUGGAAGGGUCGCGGCCCGCCCUGCCCGCCGAGCCGGGCACUCUCAAGGCCACGCUGCCCGACAUCCCGCGCAUCGGCCAGCUCACCGAGAGCGAGUCCGCCCAUCCGGUCGCCCACGGGCGGGGGGAUGCGAUGCCUACUGCGAUGAUCGAGGGCGUGGCUGCGGUCAGGUUGGACAGUGGGGAGCAGGAAUCGGGAAAAGAAAUUGUUCAGUCCAGUAGCUCGAAGAGUCCCACUCAUUCGGAGGCAUCGUUCAGUAGAACUGUGAGAACUCGGAACAGUCUAAGAGUCAGUACUCCCAAUGACAAUCAUGGUGGUCAGUGGGUGCCGACGGGUGAAUGGGUGCAUUCGUGGAAAAGCAAAUUGCCGUUGCAGACGAUCAUGAGGCUGUUGCAAGUUCUCGUACCGCAAGUCGAAAAAAUCUGUAUCGACAAAGGUUUGACUGACGAAAGUGAAAUUUUGAAGUUCUUGCAACACGGCACAUUAGUUGGCCUCUUACCGGUACCACAUCCCAUUCUGAUCAGAAAGUACCAAGCCAAUUCCGGUACCACGACCUGGUUCAGGACCUACAUGUGGGGAGUCAUUUAUUUGAGGAAUGUCGAUCCUCCUGUCUGGUACGAUACGGACGUUAAAUUAUUCGAGAUCCAGCGAAUUUAA